GCGAAGUCGAGGACAGAUGGUCUACGGAGCUGGUGGUUGAAUCCUUCGAAGUCUACCGUCGGAAUUUCGAGCAGAGUGGGGGCGGAGUCAGAAUCGGAUUCCUCAUGGCGGCUUCGAAGCUUCAAGCGCUCUGGAACCACCCAGCAGGUCCCAAGACCAUUCACUUCUGGGCACCAACUUUCAAGUGGGGGAUCAGCAUAGCCAAUGUUGCCGACUUUGCGAAACCUCCGGAAAAGCUAUCCUAUCCUCAACAAAUUGCUGUUACAGCCACUGGGCUUGUCUGGUCCCGCUACAGCACGGUUAUUACGCCGAAAAACUGGAAUCUCUUUAGCGUGAAUGUUGCGAUGGCUGGAACUGGAUUCUACCAGCUGAGUCGGAAAAUACGGUAUGACUACUUCUCGGAUGCUAAACCAGAAGUUGCAAAAGAAUGACACGGAUGAUGAUGAUAAUGAUUUUCCGCAUGCAACGUAUUGCUUUUCUUCAUGAUCAACUCAGAACAGAUCCUGCUGUUACUGCUUUUUGAUCAUAAUAAUCGUUUAUUUGACCCAUUCUGAAUUGUUCAGCUUCGUACUUUGGUUGACGGCUUUCAAUUGUUGAAGCAGUGGAUUGGUGGAUGGUAGAAGUUCUCAAAUAGAAAUGCUCUAUCAUGUUGAUUCUUUUGAUA
Messenger RNA from Punica granatum (pomegranate), 664 nucleotides. The record is from RefSeq and is a predicted model, not a curated record. NCBI's taxonomy places the organism in Eukaryota, Viridiplantae, Streptophyta, Magnoliopsida, Myrtales, Lythraceae.